AUGGCGGUACAAGGGGUGUUGAAGGAGGGGUGUAGGAGGGUCGUUGGGAAUGGGGUGGACACGAUAAUUGGUUUGGAUCCCUGGUUGCCAGAUGACGACAACCUGUAUGUGGAAACAGAGUUGCACCAGUUUGUCUUCGGGGCUCAGCUAGCUUCUGAGUUUCUUCCCACACGUGAUGCAUUGGCUGCGAAAAGGGUAUCUUGUUCACUUGAUUGUCAUAUGUGUAGGUUUGCCGCCGAAUCUGCGCUCCAUCUUUUUGUCAACUGUGCGGAGGCCAGGCGGGUUUGGAACCUAGUGGGUGUGCCACAGCUGAAUAAUUAUGCAGGUGAUAAUAUCUCUGAUUGGAAUGAAAGUGUCUGGAAGGGCAGUGUGCAUAAUUCAGCCUUGGUGGUGCAGCGUGCCCUAGACUUUCUGGAAGGGUGGCGUGGGGCGAAUCAGGAACACCGUGUGAAUGGGGCGAAUCAGGAACACCGUGUGCACUGGAAGAAGCCGCGGUUGGGCAGGUUAAAAUUAAAUACGGAUGUUUCUGGGCGCCAGGAAGAUGGACAAAUGGGGUUGGGUUGGGUGCUGCGGGGGGAUGAUAAUGGGGGGUUCUUGGCGGCUAAGAAUGUGCUUGUAGCAGGAACUUAUUUGGUGAAGGAAGCCGAGGCCUUGUGCGUAAGAGAAGCUCUCAGCUGGCUGAAGGCUACGGGACUAGGACGCGUGGAAGUGGAGAUGGACUCACAGUUGGUAUGUAAUGCUAUUCGUUCUGUGUCUUUUAGUUCUGCUUUUGGCUAUUUGGUGGAUGAUGUAAAGGAUUUGGCAUCUGAAAUUGAGGGUGUUGAAUUCUAUUUUGUUAAGCGAUCUGUGAAUCGUGCCGCUCACUCUGUUUCUAGGGAGGCCUUUUCUGUGUCAGGUUGCGGGGAGUGGCUGGACUCCCCUCCAUCUUUUCUUGUAAACUUUCUUCAUUCUGAUUUAAUGAAUUAA
Molecule: messenger RNA, 966 nt
Organism: Ipomoea nil (Japanese morning glory)
Lineage: Eukaryota; Viridiplantae; Streptophyta; Magnoliopsida; Solanales; Convolvulaceae
Exons: 3
Coding region: 1-966 (321 amino acids)
Molecular function (GO): nucleic acid binding; RNA-DNA hybrid ribonuclease activity
Source: RefSeq, a predicted model, not a curated record